AUGUUUAUUCGUUUUCAGUUCAUUGGUAGACGAGAUAUCCUGUAUGAAACGUACGUACACGUAAUAUGUAAAAGAAAUAUAUACGAUAUAAAGAAAUAUAAGGAAUCAGACAAGGACAGAUAUAAGGUAAAAAUUAGAAAAUCAGCGCCAUCUCCAGAGUGCCGCAAAAGAAACGUACAAAGAAAGGAUAGAAGAUGGAAAGAGAAGGACAGAGAUAAGAAAUUCCGAGAAUUUGACGUCAUUUCCAAGAACUGCCAAAAUUCUUGGAAAAAUUCCUCGAACGACCUCCUAUCAACUUAUGUUCUCCUAAUACAAAAUCGAAUUUUUGGCCAAAACUUUUGCUCGUUCGACUAUAUGGAAAUUUCCAAGAAUUUGACGUCAUUUCUUGGAAUUCUAAAAAUUCCAAGAACUUGACAUCAUU
Messenger RNA from Apis florea (little honeybee), 421 nucleotides. RefSeq lists its product as uncharacterized. The record is from RefSeq and is a predicted model, not a curated record. Lineage: Eukaryota; Metazoa; Arthropoda; Insecta; Hymenoptera; Apidae.